GAAGAUAGUCACAAGAGAGAAGAUACUCACAGACACACAGGCAGAGAUAGAUUAAUCAAGGGGGAAGGACCAGAGGUUUAUCACUUUAUACAAACACCCCACAGACACAGGUGAGCUGAUAAGGCUGUCAGGGGCGCUCAUUCACACAUGGAACGUCAGGAGAGCUGUGUGUUCUAGCCCGACAGAGAAGAGCGAAUAUAUUGAGAGAUCAUAAAAAGACUGCUUCCUGAUCACCUCACUUGUGUGGAUACAAAGAUAGACACAGAGUUGCCUAAAGGCCAACUAGACCAUUCAACUGAGUGACAUCCACCCUCCACCUCAGCCUUCAAGGGUUGAACUCACUAACUGAAGUUAUACACCAUCAAGUCCAAGAUGCCUCGGAAGACUGCCCUGUACAUCAAAUCGGCCACCAUGCGCUGGCCCCGCAAGCAGAAGCGUCGUGAGCUGCUGUCAGUCAGCAUGAUCAGCCUACCGCUGGGCGACUUCCGUCACCUCUCCCACAUCGGAUUGGAUGCCCACGGUGAUGCCUUCGGCGACCUUACAGCCUUCCAGCAGACCGGUAGUCUCAUCCUCCACAGCUCCCAAAGCCACCAGGACCUCUACUCCAACAUCACCCCCAAUGAGACUCCCCCAGCCCCACCCAAGCCCCCACGACUCCUCAACCCAGAAGAGAUGGAUGCACAGGCCACUAAAGCCAGAACCAUUCCCCAGGCUUCCAGGCACAAUAAGUGCCACUCCCUGCCUUUACUGGAUUCUGUGGAGGUGGUGUACGACGGAUUGUACCAACGAGAGGAGGUAAAGCAGGAGCAGGAGCAGGAAGAGGAGGGAGGGUUAACGAUAGGUCCGGAUGGAUUAGAAUUGAACGCGGCCCCCCAACAGGCUCCUUGUCCCCCAGUGGAGGCCCCUCCAGUGGUCGAGGAAGACUCGUCUUUUGCCCUGAACCUUGACCUGGGGCCAUCCAUACUAGAAGAUGUCCUGCAGGUGAUGGACCAGCUUUACCAGUGAGACUUUGAGAAGGGUGGCCUUCAUACAUAUGAUUGUAAUGUAUUUUGUUCUAAGGGCCUUUCAAGAAACCCAAUACACUGUACAUAGGGAGAAAAACUCCAAACUCCUUCCUUUCUAAUGGGAAUUGAAAGAGGUUGGGCCAUGGAUGGACAAAUGGGCUGAAUCAUUGUCAAGUGUCAGGAUGCUAAUCGGCACAAUUAUUUUCAAUGACUGCCGACAUAGAGGACAGAUUGUACAAUAUUUCCUUCUCUUGGAAACAAGAUUAUACGUGCCUCUAUCGUUUAGUUUGACUAACUAGAGGGAUGUGUCAUAUCUGGGUCAACGCUUUGGACAUUUACCGUUCUCAGGUGAAAGAUCUGUGAGCCAAUGACACUCCACUCCACCUCGAUCAUGUGACUUAGUGACAGAUGAUGUCACAUAUUUGUAUCACAUACGUGUCUAGAGGAGACAUGUUGUGAAAGGUAAGAAAGACAGACAGUAAAUUAUGAGACAGAGCUGUGUGACAGACGUUUAUGACUGAAGCUUGUCUGACAACUUCUGUUGUGAAACACUGAAAGAUCACUGGUUGCUUUUUUCUUUUCAGUGUGUAGGCCUACUAUACGGGGAUUAUAGAACUAGCUCUCCCAUAGUAUCUAAGUCAGCUACAGUAUGACUCACUAGAGUGUAUACGUAUGGGCCUAUUUCUUGUUUUUCUUACCAAGUACUCAAGGGGAAAGUUCACCAACAAACCUUUAUGAAUAUACUACUGUAUAAGUCUUUAUGACAUGGUUUAUGGCGUGACUGUGAAUAGUAUCAGUCUAUAAAAGUUUAUUCGGAAAAGCAAAGAUCACCGACAAUCCUUUUGUUUCCCAUAUCAUAAUCUGUUAGAUAGAUUAAGGUGGAGCAUGAACUCUGUCCAGAACAAUGAACUCACAUUUGUUUAAACUAU
Coregonus clupeaformis (lake whitefish) is the source of this 1933-nucleotide messenger RNA. RefSeq names its product cdc42 effector protein 3. The transcript has 2 exons. NCBI's taxonomy places the organism in Eukaryota, Metazoa, Chordata, Actinopteri, Salmoniformes, Salmonidae. The record is from RefSeq and is a predicted model, not a curated record. Bases 373 to 1005 code for a protein of 210 amino acids.